Mizuhopecten yessoensis (Yesso scallop) is the source of this 1602-nucleotide messenger RNA. RefSeq names its product acid-sensing ion channel 4-like. The record is from RefSeq and is a predicted model, not a curated record. The coding region runs from base 377 to 1129 and encodes 250 amino acids. Gene Ontology annotation, molecular function: ligand-gated sodium channel activity. Gene Ontology annotation, biological process: sodium ion transmembrane transport. NCBI's taxonomy places the organism in Eukaryota, Metazoa, Mollusca, Bivalvia, Pectinida, Pectinidae. Gene Ontology annotation, cellular component: membrane. The transcript is spliced from 8 exons.
GACGUUGUACCUCGAAACCCAUGAGUAUCUACCUGGUGUCACCGAUGGAUAUGGCCUCCGUGUUAAUCUGCACGCCCCGAACACCGUACCCUUUCCAGAGGAAACUGGCUUCUUCGUUCCAGGAGGCCAGGAAAGCAGCAUUGCUCUCAAACAGACGAAGAUUACCAGAAUUGAUGCACCAUACGGAACAUGCGCCACAGAUGACGAGUUCAAAACUUUAUAUAACAAGGGCUACAACCGACAGUCAUGUCUGUACCUGUGUAAAACGACACUAACGCUACAGACAUGUGGCUGUUAUGAUCCAUUGAAUGCAGAGGUCCUAAUUACUGGAGGCAGUUCCAAAAAGGAAUGUACAUCGCAAGCAGAAUUAAUAUGCAUGAUAAAAACCGCUAUUCAGCUUACGAAAAAGAUCUUGACCUGUGAUUGUCCAAAUCCCUGCACAGAGAAUUCUUACUAUCAAGCACUGACCUCCCGACAAUGGCCGACCAACGAUUAUGCAGCCCUGCUGAUGAGGAAGUCCGUGUGUGAUCGCUUUCCGCAAGAUGAUGACUGCGUAUACCUGACAUUUCAGUCGGAAGAGAGUCUCAGGAGAAACUUUGUAAAACUGUCCGUUUAUUAUGAGCAACUAAACUUCCAAUCAAUAACAGAGGAACCUGAUAUAGGGAAUGCCCAAUUUGCUUCGGACUUCGGCGGUGCUAUAGGACUGUGGAUUGGCCUGUCAGUCCUUAGCAUGUGUGAAAUAUUAUAUUUGUGUGGUAUGAUAGGGGGCCAUUUCAUGCGAUCGUCCGAACAAGAACAACCAAGAGAACACAGAAAACGGAACAGGAAACGUGCGUACCGAGACCUGGGAUUUUCCGUCUCGCCCAUCUAUAGUUCAUCGCUCCACUCAAGUUCACACAAAGACUGGUCACGGGAGCACCCUGAUUCUCCAAGCUACAACACAUCUCACCGUUCGGAGCCCUACUCUCCUGGCGGUUAUGUCCAAGGAAAGAGGAUUAACACAAGUAGAACCCGGAUGUUACGUGCCGUCUUAGAAGAACGAGAUUAUUAUGAUGGAGAGCACAGAAAACCACGUAAAAUGCCAUACGGAUAUGAUAUGAAUAACGGAUAUCCACAUCAGAGAUGGUGAAUAUAUGAACCACUUUCGGCUGCGAAAGUUUCAAAUAUGAAUUGUUUGAAAUAAAUUUGAAGCAAUUAUUUACUGAUACUGAUAUUUCAAAGACAGUUUCAACAGCUAUAAAAGGUGUGUUAUCAGCAGUAUUGAAAUAUCUAACCUUCGCAGAAUAACGAACAAAAACAGCUAGCAUGGCAAACGUUCUCUGAUGUCUUUUAGGGGAUGCUUAUUAGAUGACGGCUUAUGAUUGUAAGUAACAUAUAUUAUAUCUUGUUUCCACGAUCUCAACUUUCCGGUACUCCUCCGAGGAUAAAGACUUGACCUGCUAAAUACCAUCUUAUGGGGAUCUGUUAAUUUGUAUUGAUGGUCUAUGUACAGAUAUUGAUUUUACAGCAUUUGAUACAGCGCCCUAGAUAGCUAACAUAAGCCACUCUAAAGUGCUUUACAGUACGUAUAUAUAAAAUUAAAACAAUAAACAUAUACAUUAA